CCAACAGGAGGUUGGUGUCAUAUUAUUUUGCAGUUUCUCAGCCCAAGCCAUUGGGCAACCUGCAGAACCUAAUCAGACACUGAGACAGGAAGCUGGGGAUUCAUCAUGGAUGGGUCAGGAAGAUGAGCCUCUGACAGGAUUUCAGUGGAAGCCUGGAACGGACAGCACCACCAAGGGGGUGUGGAUAUGGAGUCAGCCAUUUUGGAUCCCCAUUCAAACAGGAAAGGUAGCGGUGUUUUUGAUAGACACAGAGGGUUUAAUGAACCUGGAGACAAAGAAGGAAGUUAGUGUGAAGCUGUCAGCCUUCUCCAUGUUGCUCAGCUCCUUUCAGAUACUCAACGUGGAGCGAAUGUGGAAGGAUACAGAUUCAGAAUAUCUGGAAAUGUGUGUGCAGGUUGCUGAUGCUGUGGGACGUGCCUGUAGUUUGGAAUCCCUUCAGCAUCUUGAUGUCUUGGUGCGUGAUUGGUCCUACCCAGCUGUCUUUGGAAAACAGGCAGGACAAACAUAUCUUCAAGAUGUCAUUCAGAAGAUGGAGAGAGAUUCCAGUAGGCACCCAAAAGCCCUUAGGACCCUUAAAAACGAAAGCAGCCGUUGUUACACGAUGCCCCACCCAGGCAAGAGACUGCAGAGUGGAAUUACAGGCACUCUUGCAGGGUUAAGUGUGAAUGCAGCCCAUGUGUCUGUUCCAGUGAACAGACAAAUCUGGGACUUAUGUCCUCUGCUUUGCCACUCAGUGAUCCUCCUCCAAGGGAGUGGUGAAGCUGGAACUAAACAAAGCAUAGAAUACCAAAAGAGCACAUCUGUUAAGUUUGUGGCCCUUAACAGCCGCAAUUUCCUGGCAUUUUGGAACUUCACUGAACAUGAAAAGCCCUUAAUAUAG
Hemicordylus capensis (graceful crag lizard) is the source of this 880-nucleotide messenger RNA. Its product is annotated as RING finger protein 112-like. The record is from RefSeq and is a predicted model, not a curated record. Gene Ontology annotation, biological process: endoplasmic reticulum organization; protein homooligomerization. Lineage: Eukaryota; Metazoa; Chordata; Lepidosauria; Squamata; Cordylidae. Bases 110 to 880 code for a protein of 256 amino acids. Gene Ontology annotation, molecular function: GTP binding; GTPase activity. The transcript is spliced from 8 exons.